Messenger RNA from Phragmites australis (common reed), 1636 nucleotides. RefSeq names its product T-complex protein 1 subunit alpha-like. Gene Ontology annotation, molecular function: ATP binding; ATP-dependent protein folding chaperone. The record is from RefSeq and is a predicted model, not a curated record. The coding region runs from base 74 to 1378 and encodes 434 amino acids. Lineage: Eukaryota; Viridiplantae; Streptophyta; Magnoliopsida; Poales; Poaceae. Gene Ontology annotation, biological process: protein folding. The transcript is spliced from 10 exons. Gene Ontology annotation, cellular component: chaperonin-containing T-complex.
UAAAUUUCAUGAUGAGAUCCUGCUAGUUCUUCCCAAGGGCAAUGAGGCUAUCAAGAAAAAAAUAUUGAGUGAAAUGAACAUAAGAAAUUGGGAUAAAAUCGCUGAGGAUAAUAAGCACUUGAUGGAUUGGUAUAAUUACCGGGGACAGAAGGGUAUGGGUAAGCCGUAUGACCCAAAAAAACCUGCUCAUUUUCUGUCCUUGCUCCGGAAUGUGGAUUCUCAUAAGUAUGCGAAGGAUUUUUUUGUGGACGGGUUUAUCGACCGCCUGCUGUUCGCCUGCUAUCCAGUACAACUGUCUGAAAUGCAAGAAGCUCUGUGGAAAUAUGAUAGGUUAGGGCAUUUAUAUAUUGAAGAAAACUUCAAUGAUGGCUGUGCCCAUAUCACAGAUGCUAUGCCGAGAUGUGCUCCCCAAACUGCCCAGGAACCAGUAGCUUCGUCUUCAGAUGAUGUUAUUGUGUACCCAAAAAAGAAGGGAGAAACUAUACUAAAGAAGUCUGAAGUUGAGCACCCAGCUGCAAAGGUUCUUGUUGAGUUGGUCGAGCUCGAAGACCGAGAGGUUAGAGAUGGACCAACAUCUGUUGUUUUUAUCGCCGCAGAGUUGAUCAAGAGAGGCAAUGAUCGUAUGACAAACAAAAUCCAUCUCACUAAUACUAUUAGUGGCUACAGGCUUGCAAUGCAUGAAGCUUGCAAGUAUGUUGAAGAGAAGUUGGCUAUCGAGGUUGACAAACUUGGGAAAGAGUCCCUUAUAAACUGUGCUAAAAUUAGCAUGUCCUCGAAACUGAUUAAUAGUGACAGUGAUUUCGUUGUGAAGCUGGCUGUAGAGUCUGUUCAAGCUGUUAAGACUACAAACGGCAAGGGAGAAUUGAAGUAUCCUAUCGAAAGCGUUAAUAUUUCAAAAACUCGCGGUAAAUGCCGUUCCGCUCAAGUAAUGCUUACUAGAGUUACCUCAGCUAGAAUUGCUUGUCUUGAUUUUAACCUUGAAAAGACACAAAAGCAAGUGGGUGUUCAAGUUCCCGUAUCUGAUCCAAGGGCUCAGAGAGAAUCUGACACCAGAAAGGAGACGAUUGAGAAAAUUCUUAAGGCUGGGGCUAAUGUUGUAUUGACCACCAAGGGAAUCAAUAAUAUGUCUCUGAAGUACUUUGUUCAGGCUGGAGCAAUUGCAGUAAGGCAUGUGCGUAAGGAGGAUUUGCAUCGUGUUGCCGAGGCCACUGGUGCAACUAUGGUGACUACUUUUGUUGACAAGGAAGGUGAAGAAACAUUUGAUUCAUCAUUCCUUGGGUAUGCUGAUGAAGUCGUCGAGGAAAGAAUUGCUGACGAUGCUGUUAUUCUGGUGAAGGCGCAAAAAAUUGCUUACAGCCUAAAGAUGAACCCUAGCUAGGUCCAAUAGGGGUUGACCAACUUAUCAAUUUCAUGCAUGAUUCCAGUGUAUAUAAAGCAAAAGCAGUCUACUCUAGACAUACUCUCUACAGUAACAGGUUCAUGGCAUUUUUUUUUCCAAAUAGAACAAUAGUAACAGAAACCAAAAACAACUUCAGAAGAAAUCCUGAGCAAGGGUGAGAAGUCAGAAGACACGUAGGUUUUGUUCCCAGAAGCUGGCAAAAACUCUUGUACCGUGACUACUGAUGUGAUUUUUUUA